AUGGCGACCUCCACCGAGCAGUAUCGUCAAUACCCACCAGCGCCGGCGGAUUAUCCGGCGCAAGAACAUUAUCAGCAGCAACAAUAUCAAGCAACGGUUCCAGCCUCGCCGCGCAAAACUACACAGAACCCGCCCGCUCACAGCAGAACCUUCAGCUUUCAUUCUCAAAAAUCGCAUAAGAGCUCUGGCAGCAAAGAUUUACACGAAACUCACGCCGAGAAGGAAGCGAAGCGUUUACAUAGCACAGCGGAUCCCACCUUUGCAUUGAACGAAGCAGAACCUUCUGCGGAAGCCGCCAUGAUGACCGAGUCGAAUUUCGCUCCGUUGCGAUCUAUACAACACAAAGACCCAUAUGGCAAUUCCAUCGAGGAUCCCGACAAAUCGAAUCCGACACGAAACAGAUGGGAGCGUCCACUCGACACUAUUCGAAGUUUCGAGGCUGCGAUCGACGGAGGAUACUCUCGCAAGUCUCUCUAUCGAGCUGGUAUGUAUUCGCAAGCCAACUGGAACAGACGCAACAGCUCGUUUAGUAACCAGCCACGAUUCCCUCGCGAUAGCUACUAUGGUAGCCGCCCAGUGUCUCUAAGGCCAGAGGGCAACCAGUACGACACAGGGUCCCGAAGCAACUAUUUCGAUGGCCAAGCUUACAGCAACGGUUAUGGCACUGGUCCAUCGCGGCAACGGAUGUCUAGAAUGCAAUCAGAGCCGCAGUACCAGAAUGGUCACGACCAAAACAUAUAUCCCCUGCCCAACAAGGAUCGAUCUUACGAGACCGUAACUUCUGCUGCAGGAAGCGGCAAUUCAGAUCACGCAGGUUAUCAGACAGAUCCCACGAGCAGUGACAACAGCUCGAUUGAUCGGACUAUGCCGGCUAAGCGCCGCGAGCCAUUCAACGAGUAUGCGUCAAGUUCCUCCCAAUACCAGCCAACAAAUCAGUCACGCCCCUGGCCUACUCCUGGCAUGAAUGGUAAUGCCAGUUAUCCUCAGAUGCCACCGCCUUCCCAUGCGCAAUCAGCUCCGAGUCAUGACCAGGCUCCGGUUCCACCUCAGAAGCAGAAGAACACUCUUUUGAGGAGAACAUCUACACAGCAAUCAGCACAACACCCCCAACCAACAGCUGGCGAGGAUAAGCGCAAGAGUUGGUUUUCUCGUAGGUUCAGCAAAAACUCUUGA
This is a messenger RNA of Fusarium poae, 1173 nucleotides long. RefSeq lists its product as uncharacterized. Lineage: Eukaryota; Fungi; Ascomycota; Sordariomycetes; Hypocreales; Nectriaceae. Bases 1 to 1173 code for a protein of 390 amino acids. The transcript is spliced from 4 exons. The record is from RefSeq and is a predicted model, not a curated record.